Brienomyrus brachyistius is the source of this 4338-nucleotide messenger RNA. It is a transcript of the gene znf76, whose product is annotated as zinc finger protein 76. Lineage: Eukaryota; Metazoa; Chordata; Actinopteri; Osteoglossiformes; Mormyridae. Gene Ontology annotation, cellular component: nucleus. The record is from RefSeq and is a predicted model, not a curated record. Gene Ontology annotation, molecular function: RNA polymerase II cis-regulatory region sequence-specific DNA binding; DNA-binding transcription factor activity, RNA polymerase II-specific. Gene Ontology annotation, biological process: regulation of transcription by RNA polymerase II. The transcript is spliced from 13 exons. The coding region runs from base 1602 to 3302 and encodes 566 amino acids.
AAAAAUGGGAGGAGGUGUUGGAGGAGGAGAGGGCGGGGGGAAGAUAGGAGGGAGAGACUCCACGCAAAAGUCGUUUGUGGGAAGCCGGUUUUCGGUUUACCCUGCUUUUUAAUGCGAUUAAAGCGACUAUUAUAAACGCCUCCGGUUCGGGACAGAGAGCAGGACGGGAGGGGGGUGUCCGUCUCUGUGUAGCCGGAUGUCAGUCGUGCAUAAGCUAAAAUGGCAGAGUUAAGAUGGACGCGGCCUAUUUUAAGUACCCUUUGCUUCCCCGCACAGCGUUAUUAAGCUUGGAAAAGGUCUGAAAGCUUAAGGUGGUUGUGUCUCCCCUGCAAUCAGUCUCUAAGUUUAAAAGUAAUUUAAAAAUAUUUUUGUGUUGGGCCGUGGUUUACUUUGCGUUUAAACCAAUAAGUAAAAACAUGCAAAUACUUUACCGCUUAAAAAUAUUUGUCCAGCUAGCUUCCGGUUCCCAUGUUUCAAAACCUCAGGUUGUGCAUUUGAGUCCAAAUAAGGCGCUCCGAACAUUUAUAUUAAAGGGUGCCCGUAUUGGUUAAACCGAAGUCAAUGUAUAAGUGCUACUUCCAUGUGCACGCAUAAUCCCGAUUCCCGUUCGUAUUUUACAGUUUUUUUUUAUAUAAAUUUUUUUACAUAAUAAUGAUUACUUUUUAUAAUCGUUAUUUAUUAACUAUACAACAUCUGUGUGCAAUUGAAAGUGCAAUCAAAAGUAAAUUACUUGCAAGUUGCACUUACUAGUUAAUCGAUUUCUAACAUUUCUAUGAAUUAUACGCUUAGUGGUUAAACUGAAUGAUCUUCACUACCAAAAAGCCUUUAAUAAAUUUACGGAAUAUUAACAUAAUGUAAUAAUUAGUAGUAUUAGUAUGCCUCUGCAAACCUAAACGUAGGCAUUAAAACUGGAAAUGUGUAAUUGAUGUCUAUGUGAUGGUGUGUGUACAUUGCGUGGUUAGCAGCGAUAGGACUAUCGGUGGUAAAGUAUUUAUUAGUAUUUAGAGAAUGAUGUAAUUCAUUGACGUAAUUACACGUGCUAAUUGAAGAGUCUGUGCCUGAAAGUGUUAUAUCACUAAUACCCCACCAGUUACUACUGUAAGAUUUUGAAAACGCAUUUAGAAUAAGAAUGUUUUUUUUUUAAGUUGCAUUUUAAAAAAUCUACUAGAAAGUUUGAGGACAAGUAAAUGGAGAUAAUUUUGUAUCCUGGAAGGCUUUUUUAGUCACAGCAAAACAUUCUUAUAUUUCAACUUUGAUUUAUACCAAUUAAUAGGCCUAAAUACCAAUGUUAAACAAGCAGUGUUUUAAGCCAGAGUUGUCCUGAAGCCAUCACAGAUGUUUGGCAUGCUUUUCUUUAAAGAGCAUGAUGUCCUCCAUGACCUUUCAGCCCUGUACAUGUUUGAUUUUUCGUGGUAUCAUUGCUGUCAACUUCAGUCACAGUUUGAUUGCAGAGCUGGGGGCUGGAGCCUUACCAGUAGCUUUUUUUAUGGACAGUUGAUUGCUUGCCCUCCUAUCUGGAGAGCAAAACCCCAUUUGUCCGAAAAAAGGCCUGGAAACUUCUGUGAGACCAGCCAGGGGAGGUGUCACCACGUGCCGGAAGGAUGGAGAGCGUGGGGCUCCAGGCCGUAACUCUGAGCGACGGUUCGACGGCCUACAUCCAGCAGGCCAUCAAAGAUGGAAGCUUGGUAGAAGGCGAUACCAUCCAGCUCGAGGACGGCACCACGGCCUACAUCCAGCAGGUCACAGUACAGCAAAAAGACGUGCUGCCUUUCGAGGAUGGACAGGUGGUCCAGCUGGAAGAUGGCAGUACUGCCUACAUUCACCACACGCUGAAAGAGGGCUAUGACCCCAGUGCAGUGGAGGCAGUGCAGCUAGAGGAUGGCAGCACAGCCUACAUCCACCACCCGACAGUGCUGCAGUCAGGUCGCACUACCCAUGCCGUGCAGGUAGGGGGGGCUAUGGAGGAGCCUCUGGACCCCAAUACCAUUGCCACCCUGGAGCAGUAUGCUGGCAAGGAGGCAGACGACAGCAUUGGCAGUGAGCUUCAGAAGGUGGAUUCCAGAGUGGAGCAUACCACUGUGCAGGUGAUGAUUGAGGGAAAGGCCUGGGGCUCCACCAAGACCCAGCAAACACCCGAGAAGAGUUUCCGAUGUGACUACGAGGGCUGCGGACGCCUAUACACCACCGCACAUCACCUCAAGGUGCACGAGCGCGCUCACACGGGCGACAGGCCGUACCACUGCGACAUGCCCACCUGCGGCAAGGCCUUCGCCACCGGCUAUGGGCUCAAGAGCCACCUGCGCACGCACACGGGGGAGAAGCCGUACAAGUGUCCCGAGGACAUGUGCUACAAGGCCUUCAAGACGUCGGGGGACCUCCAGAAGCACGUACGCACACACACAGGCGAGAAGCCCUUUCGCUGUCCUUUUGAGGGCUGCGGCCGCUCCUUCACCACCUCCAACAUCCGCAAAGUGCACAUCCGCACGCACACGGGGGAGCGGCCCUACAUGUGUCCCGAGCCUGGCUGUGGGCGGGGCUUUGCCAGUGCCACCAACUACAAGAACCACAUGAGGAUCCACACGGGUGAGAAGCCGUACGUGUGCACGGUGCCCGGCUGUGGUAAGCGCUUCACUGAGUACUCCAGCCUGUACAAGCACCACGUGGUGCACACGCACUGCAAGCCUUACACCUGCAGCCACUGCGGUAAGACCUACCGGCAGACAUCCACACUGGCCAUGCACAAGCGCACCGCCCAUGGUGACUUCGACACCCCUGAAGAGGAGGGGGAAGCUCUGGAGCCACCUCUCAAACAGCCCCGGCUGGCUUUCCUGGAUGGAGGGGACACAAAGGAAGAGGCCUCCCAUGUCACCAUGAUGACCGGUGACUCCAUAAGCCCACAGGUGGCCCUCAUCACACAGGAAAGGGGUCAGCAGGUCAGCCUGUCCCACGAGGAGCUCCAGGUGCUGGGCACGGCGAUCACCAUGGUGACUCAGGACGGCACGACCAUCACGGUGCCCGCCCACCAGGAGGCGGUGGACGGCACAGGCCAGCACACGGUAGCCAUGGUUUCCGGGGACGGCAAGGAGCUGCAGCCGGUUGCCAUAGUGACAUCAGACAGCAUCAUGACUGGAGGCACUGGGAUGUCAGGCCCGAAUUACCAGCAGGUGGCGCUUUUGGCCACAGCUAACGGCACCCAAAUCGCUGUUCAGCUGGAGGACCAGCAGACCCUGGAGGAGGCCAUCAGCAUGGCCACUGCCGCCAUCCAGCAGGGGGGCAUGUCCCAGGAUACGGGGCCCUCCUAGGCAGAACCUGAGGCACCACUGAGAGGUUAGGGAGGGAGGAUCUAGAGGGGUUGGGGCAGGGCUGUUCCUCAGGAACCCACCAUCAGAACAUCUGUAGGCUUCAAACAUCUCCUCAUCUCUACCCACCACACUACCGCCUUGCCUCAGUCAGAACAACGCCCAACCUACCCUCCCAGUACUUUUAGCUUCGAACCGUAAACUUUUAAAGGUAAAAAGCUUUAAAAACAAAAAACAAUAAGCCGUUUUGGUGAAAGAGACCUGGAGAAGGGAAAUGUCCCCCACAACUGGCACCUUUCACCAGCCGUUUUCACAAGACGUCCACGUGCGAAGGGGCACCGGAGACUGACCAACAGCUUCCUUCCUCAGCCUGGGUUCGACGGUGAGCUUGUUUACUGAAGGCCCACACAGGUUUUAGCAGCUUCAGGGAUAAUCCGUUAUGGGUUAUGGAAGGUCAAAGUUCACCCUUUAGACAUCUGUAGUCUUCAUAAUAAUAUAUAUUCAUUCCCUGUUGAAAGUCCUAGUAAAGUUUUCCCAACAGCAUGUCUGACUGUUCCUGGAAAGGUUUUCAUACCAGAACUGUUGUAUCUCUUAUGUUCUUCAUCUUCAAACAUCAGAACCAGUAGAGAUACUGAUGAGUAUUGCGAACUGGUUGAGUCCUAAUGAGGUACAAGGUUUUGAACGGGCAUGGACUCGUAAUAAGCCCAAGCAUUUUUAAUUACGUGAUGCAAUGCAAUCCCAGACUGUUUGCUAUCAGUCUUCCAUCCUUGUGUUUAAGGAGCAGAGACUUUAAGUACGGGUGGUGUCAUCUAUCAAGAGGGACGUCACUCCACCCUUAAGGGCAGAAUCGGGGAAAUCAGUCUUACGUUUGACUACACAUCAUUUAAUACAUUACCAAACUUAUUACAAUGGUGUUGCACCAUUUAUAAAUGUGUAUCUUUUUUUAAAUCCAAAAAUAAAGCUGAAUAUUUAAGAGGACUGGAUGAUAUAUCUUGGUUGAAGUACACCUGUCGCAUUAAAAUUGUGAAUAGUUCAAGUA